GUGUGUGUGUGUGUGUUUGUACUAAAUGUGCGAGUGUGUGAUCAUGAGUGAGGCUAGAGGAGAGGAAGCGUCAGAAAGGGAGCAGAGUGGACUGAGAGAGCAGCUCAUUGUUAACCGACCUCUCAAGACACUAAUCUGUGUUUACACCAGGGAAUAACAACAAGGGAAGCACAUUAGAGAUUGCGACUCCACUGUGACUAAUCAAGCAGGAUGUCAACUUCCAACUGUUCUCUCGAUCUAUUGGCUGAAAAAGGAGGGUGGCUUUGUCCUCUUGGGGAAAAGUGUACCAAUCUGACCCCGGGCAUGAACGGCAGCAGCAUCGAUCUGGACGAUGCAUGCUUGGCAGGCUACCUGGAAAAAUAUCUGGGUCCUCGUCGAUCAACGGUGUUCCUCCCUGUCUGUCUCAUCUACCUGUUGAUCUUUCUGGUGGGCGUGUUGGGGAAUGUGCUGACCUGCAGUGUCAUUGCACGCAACAAAGUGAUGUGGACGCCAACAAACUACUAUCUCUUCAGCCUGGCGGUGUCAGACCUGCUGGUGCUGCUGCUUGGCAUGCCGUUGGAGCUGUAUGAGCUGUGGCAUAACUACCCCUUUCUCCUGGGGAAGGGAGGUUGCUACUUCAAAACCUUCCUAUUCGAGACAGUAUGCUUGGCAUCGAUCCUCAACGUGACGGCACUGAGUGUGGAGCGCUACAUUGCUGUGGUGCACCCACUGCGCGCAAAGUACGUUGUGACACGCACUCACGCCAAACGGGUCAUCCUCACGGUGUGGGGUGUGUCAGUGUUGUGUGCAGUUCCAAACACCAGUCUGCAUGGGAUCGCCAUCCUUUACAGUCGCUCCAUCGGCCAAGCUGGGAACGAAAAUGUGGAAAUCCCUGACUCCGCGAUCUGUACACUGGUGAAACCACUAUGGAUGUACAAUCUGACCAUCCAGGUGACCACUUUGCUGUUUUUCGUUCUGCCCAUGCUCAUCAUCAGCGUUCUCUACUUGCUGAUCGGGCUGCAGCUGAAGCGAGAGAAGAUGCAUCAGGCACUGGAGACCAAGUCGGGCUUUGGACAGGACAGCUUCUGUAACAUCCGCACACAGCAGCAGAAGGCACGUCGCCGGCAGGUCACGAAAAUGUUGUUUGUGCUCGUGGUGGUUUUUGCGAUCUGCUGGGCCCCCUUUCACACUGACCGCCUCAUGUGGAGUUUCAUCCAUGACUGGACCGAAAACCACCUGGAGAUCUUCCAGUAUGUGCACAUCAUCUCCGGUGUGUUUUUCUACCUCAGCUCAGUUGUCAACCCAAUCCUCUACAACCUCAUGUCCACGCGCUUUAGAGAAAUGUUCAAGGAGGUCAUGUGCCAUCGGCCACAUCACAUCGCUCCCAGGAAAUACUCUCUCAGUGUCACCCGGGUGACGCUCCGCAGCACCCUGAGUGAUGCGCCACUCAGCAAUGGCGUUGUUGUUGUUGAAGCCGAGGCAGAAGAUGGAGAAGCGAGGGUGAAGAAUGAGACCACUUUUACAACUUAAGGGGUUAGUCUUGGAGGACAUGGGAGGGUGGCAUGGUGGACGGAACGACUCUCUCGUUCUGAGUCACUGCAUCCGUCAGCUGUCAUCAACAUCCACUAUAAACAGGUGCAUCAGCUAAAUACAGAAUCGUCUGAGUGGAGGAAGUGCAGGUGGGCAAAGCACUCAUCAGCUGAAACUGUCACUGCAGCCUGCUUAUGAAAACUUAAUCUGUAACUCAGCAAAUCACAUAUUGAAGUUUAACAUCACAUUUCUUGCAGUGCAUCAUUUCAAACCUAAUUGCUCUCAAGUCACAGGAAACCGUGCAGUUUAGAAUGAAAACGUUCUAAACUGGAUCAUGGUUCAGCGCACAUAAAAAAAAGCUCACUUACGCUCAAUUUCUGUGAGUUUUAACCUGCAUAUUUGCCAGAUUCUAAAAUAACUCCAUUGAUCUGACAGUUUCAGUCUUAUUACAGCCUAUAUGGUGACCCUGUAUGACAUAUAACAAUAUUCCAAUGACAAAAAAUCAUGCUAGCUGAGGGAAAUAUUAAGAGAAUUUUGAGAACUCAAAAGGGUUAGGGUUAGUUCACUCGCUCCGUUGCUGUUUGUUAGAAAGACAUGUCAUGUAAUUUCAAAUGAAAACAUAUUGUUUGUUCGUUCCAUUUGGAAAAAUAUUGUACAUUCAAUUGAUGAUGCCACAUUUCUUCCAAAAUGCUGCUAUUGGUCCAGCCCAGAAAGAAUUUGAAAAUGUAUAUAUUUAUAGAUUUGGUCAUGAACAGGAAGCCCAAGUGUAUCUCAAUGUUAGAGUCUUGACAAAAGCCUGGAUCUUGUGCACUGAUUUGUGUGGAAACAUAUUCAAAAUGGCUUACAUGUAUAAAAAUGUGACGAAUGGCUGCAAGAUGAGGGAAAAUUCAAUAUCUUGUUAACAUGGUCAACUACACUGUAAGUAGAGUUAUUAUUUCUACCAAAUUAUAAACUCUGUAUAUAAUCUGUAUAUAAUCUGAAAAAGCUAUGUUCAGGUGACCAAAUGCAUGUCAGCCCUGUGGAAUGUUUACAUCGGUGUUCAAGUCAUUUCUGCUGAAUGUCUUUUGCUUUUUACAGUGUAGAAGUGUGUUGUACUUUAUGAAGACACCUGCCGUUGGUUGUUUUUUACAGCAGCAAUUUGUAGACCUACGUGAAAGUACAUUCAAAAAUCAUUUGUACCAUUUCUCUAUGUUGCAUUGUGUUUUGUAGGAAGCCAGUCAAAAUGCUUUCAGAUGCUUUAGUGGCUAUAAGUGCUUUUAAAACUUGCUGAACAAAAGGUGUUGUUUUGUGUAGGAGUCAUCAUCUCUCAGCUCAUAUUUUUCGGUCGUGGCUCUAGCAGUGUUACAACAUCCCCAACAAAUGGAAUUGUUACCCAUAUGGCCAAAGCUGCAGAAAUAAAGUUUUGAAAGACCUCUCUGUACGUGAACUGCCAGCAUACAAUAGAAGACAAGAUAAUUGUGUGCCAUGACUGUAAUUAGAGGCAUCCAUCAUACCUGUCUUUGCUAUUCAAAGCCAUUCGUGUGGAGGGGUCAGAAUUCACCUGAAGCAGUUUCUCACUUGUGACAUGUGAUUACAGAUAUUAACCAAAGUUGCCCCUUCUCUUUAAGGGAGGGAGGCAGAUUCCCUUAAAGCUGUACAUUUGUAUUUCAGGCAGAAAGUAGUGCCUGCACCACAAGCAUUAUCACCAUCAUUUGCUGUGUGUACUAUUCAUCACACGUUUCUCUGGAACAGCAGACAUUUUCAUGGGUAACUCAUCAUAUUUAGGAAAAGGCUGCGUUGACCCCUGAGGAACUCCGGCCUGCUGUACGUUUGCUGCAGAUUCCGUGUGCAAGUUAUCUCAUGUGGUAAUUCAUAUUUUUUAUCUCUUUCAUGUAAUUUCCCAUCUCAACAUCUGUGUAAUAAUAUUUAUCUGAGGGUACCAAAAAAUAUUUUCUAUGUUACAACCCUGCAGGUGUUUACAGAUAAAAGAAACGAGGGAAGCAACAACCGCUGGUGAUGGAAAAGGCUAAAUAAGCUGUUGUGUGUUUAAUGAACAUUAACGGGCAAACAAACAAAUCAGGAGUCAAGUGAGGCGUAGAGGGCCGCGGGUGGUGAUAAACCAUAAAGCCAAUAAAACAAAACCACUGGCACAACUGAUGGAAGCACAACGCCAAUCACAACUAAAGGAACAAAAAAACACUACCUUCUGUGAUACUACAAACGCCACCCACAACCUGAUGAAUAACUACACAACCAAACUAAUAUGUGAGGUACAAACCAAAAUAAUGUAUGAAAAUAAUAAGUGAUCGAACCUAAAGACAAAAUUAAAAGAAAACUGUUUAUAAUCUGAAAGAACAGUUUAAAACAAAUUUCAAACUAAAUAAAACUUAAAAAGGAGUAGAAAAGAGUAUAAAAGAGUUUAGAAAAAUAAAAAAAGAUUAAUAUGUAUAUUAUAUAACCGUGUGGGGAUAACUGCCAGGAGCAAAAGGAUUAUGGACCCCCCCACCCUUUUUUUAUGAGGUCUGUUACCUCAUAAAAAAGCUGUAAGUGUAACCUCUCUGCCUGAGAACACCGACCAUGUUUUUGUGCAUUGUCAUUCGCCAAAGCAGUGACGAAGAAAAUCAAAGCAGAGAGGUUCGGAGCAUGAUGAUGAACUUCGGUGAUGACGAAGACGUAAGCACAGUGAACCACAAAAGAAAUGCCUGUAGUGAUGCGGCGGGCUGCGGCAGGACUUUGGCAGUGGCU
Molecule: messenger RNA, 4233 nt
Organism: Hippoglossus stenolepis (Pacific halibut)
Lineage: Eukaryota; Metazoa; Chordata; Actinopteri; Pleuronectiformes; Pleuronectidae
Gene: nmur1a
Product: neuromedin U receptor 1a
Exons: 3
Coding region: 211-1509 (432 amino acids)
Biological process (GO): G protein-coupled receptor signaling pathway
Cellular component (GO): plasma membrane
Molecular function (GO): neuromedin U receptor activity
Source: RefSeq, a predicted model, not a curated record